AUGCGUCCUCGAAUAUAUAUCUCACCUAAUUCUAUUUGGCUUCAAAACUAUAUAUAUCGUCUAUUGUUGUUGCUUCAAUUCCAUCAUUUUUUUUUUCUAUACUCUACAAAUCUAUAUUUUAGAGCAGAAGAAUAUUAUCAAUUCUCGAAAAGGAAAGGAAAACUAGCUAGCAAACUGAAUAUAAUGGCCGAAGAACAAUUUUCCGAGUUGGCCAACUAUGAAUGCGGCAUUAAGAAAAAUCUAGUGAUUAUCAGUGAGAAGGCUGAAAGUGGAAGUGAAAGUGAUGAAGAUGAAACCUUUGAUAAAGUGCAGCCAGGGCAUGAUUCUGUUGAAUCCUGCUUCAAUCCUGUUCAGAAAAUUGUUCAUGGAUUUAAGCACUUUCUUUCUAAUAAAUUCCAUAAGUAUCCAUGCUUGUUUAAUGAACUUAAGGAAACCCAACAUCCCAAGUUUCUAGUAUUUGCAUGCUCCGAUUCCCGAGUGAGCCCUUCCCAUAUCUUAAAUUUACAACCAGGGGAAGCUUUCAUGGCCCGCAAUAUUGGCAACUUAAUUCCAAUAUUUGACAAGCUGAAACACUCAGAAGUUGGAUCAAUCAUUGAAUAUGCAGUACAAGAGCUUAAGGUGGAAAAUAUUUUAGUCAUUGGACAUAGUCGUUGUGGUGGAGUAAAGAGACUUAUGUCUCACCCUGAAGAUGGUUCGGCCACCUUUGAUUUUAUAGAUAAUUGGGUCAACAUUGCUCAAGCUGCUAAGAUCAAAGUCAAAACUGAGCAUAGUGAUUUGACAUUUGAAGAACAAUGUGAAAUAUGUGCUGAGGAAGCAGUGAAUGUGUCUCUGAAAAAUCUACAUUCUUAUCCAUUUGUUAAAAGUGGAGUUGAUGAGAAAAAGAUAGCACUUAGAGGUGGAUAUUACAACUUUGUGGAUGGUUCAUUUAAACUAUGGGAUCUUGAGUAGUCAAUAUAUUUUUAAACCCCAUAUUUAAUGUUGACUUCUACACCAGCUAUGUAUCUUUUCAUAAUUAAUAAUUUGUGUGUUUAAUUAUUUGUAGUGUGUUAACUAUUUAAGCAUCAUUUUUCUUAUUUUUGGUUCUUGGAACUAAUAAAUAAUUAAAAAAAAAAGUAGUUAUUCAUUGCUUUUUCUUUAUAA
Molecule: messenger RNA, 1140 nt
Organism: Cannabis sativa
Lineage: Eukaryota; Viridiplantae; Streptophyta; Magnoliopsida; Rosales; Cannabaceae
Product: carbonic anhydrase 2
Exons: 9
Coding region: 1-948 (315 amino acids)
Biological process (GO): carbon utilization
Molecular function (GO): zinc ion binding; carbonate dehydratase activity
Source: RefSeq, a predicted model, not a curated record